Macrobrachium nipponense is the source of this 2559-nucleotide messenger RNA. RefSeq lists its product as uncharacterized. NCBI's taxonomy places the organism in Eukaryota, Metazoa, Arthropoda, Malacostraca, Decapoda, Palaemonidae. Gene Ontology annotation, molecular function: nucleic acid binding. The coding region runs from base 1 to 2559 and encodes 852 amino acids. The record is from RefSeq and is a predicted model, not a curated record. The transcript is spliced from 3 exons.
AUGGACAAGCAGGCCCCUAGCUUGAAUGAUUGCUUAUACUCUGGCCCAUCCUUGACUAGUCAUUUAACCGACUUGUUGAAAUUCCAUCUCGACCCAUUUGCGGUAUCGGCAGACAUCAGCAAAGCCUUCUUACGGGUAGGUCUCCAACCUAGGGAUCGUGAUUAUACACGUUUCAUUUGGCUAAAAGAUCUUAACAAUGAAAAGGACCUUCAAGCCUAUAGGUUUAGAUCAGUUCUCUUUGGAGCCACAUGCUUGCCUUUUUUACUCCAGUCAACCUUGCAACAUCACUUUGAAACCUACCCCACUUCACCUGAAGUUAGUUUCCUCAUGACCAAAUUUUAUGUGGACAACUUAAUUGGUUCCUUACCAACAACAGUCAGCCUCUACAGCCUUUACAAGGUUGCAAAGGAAGUCCUGUCAGAUGCCGGAAUGCCUUUAAGAGAAUGGAUCAGUAAUGACCCAACCUUCAACGAAAUGGUAAAAAAAGAAGGUGAUGGAACAACAGAAGGCUCAGGAAAUGGAUUGUUUGCUCCCAUAAUUGUACGAGCCAAAGUUCUUAUGCAAAAGAUCUGGAAACUAUCUAAAAGGUGGGAUGAUGUUUUGCCACCAGAACUUCAAGAAGAGUGGUCGAAGAUCAAGAAAGACCUCGAGAACAUAUCAUAUCAGGAAUUCCCACGCUUCACAGCCAACAGAGGGACCAACUACUCUCUUCACGUAUUCUGUGAUGCUAGUGAAAAGGCCUAUGGGGCUGCAGCCUAUUUGAUGGACCAACACGCAGGUGCGAACCUAGUUUUCUCUAAAGCAAGAGUCGCCCCUCUCAAAAAGAAAAGCAUACCACAACUUGAGCUGACUGCCAACUAUAGUGCAGUCAAAAUAGCUUACUACCUCAGAACCGUUUUCACUACCGAUGGUGUCAAGAUUACUGACACUGUCAUAUGGUCUGACAGUAAAGUUGCCCUACACUGGAUUCAGAACAACAAAUCUAAAAACAUCUAUGUCCGCAACAGGGUGAAUGAGAUAAGUCAGGUCACUGAAGUGAGGUACCUCUAUGUACCUGGUGAAGAAAACCCAGCAGACCUUGUCUCUAGAGGAAUUUCCAUGCGGCAGUUUAAGAAAAGUCAAAUUUGGUUCCAUGGCCCAAGUUGGGUCCCGAACCCAGAGAUGUGGCCAGAGCAGGCAGAUGUAUCUACAUGCUACCCACCUGAAACACCUGAAGAAGUUUUAACUACAGUUGUCAGUGAAGAAGCUACUUGUCCCAUAGAGAUCCGUAGGUUCGCUUCCCUUCCUAAACUUAUAAAUGUCACUAAGCUAGUAAUUAAGUUCACUAGGCUCCUUAAACGUACCAUUGGGAAUCGUAAAACUAAGAACUCGGGACCCGUAAACUCUGAAAAUGUCGAAGUACAGAACUCAGAAGCAUUACGAAUUCUUAUUGGCUUCACACAGAGUCAGUAUUUCCCAGAGGAGUUGUCAUACCUUAACAAGAAUUCCCACAAAAUUCCAGCCAGAAUUAAAUGCCUAGGCUUGUUCCUGGAUGAGAAUGGACUUUUGCGAUGCACUGGGAGACUACAAAAUGCAGACCACCGUCCAUAUAGCAGUAAAUUUCCUCUGCUUUUACCUCCAAAUUCUCCUUUGACUGGACUUAUAGUCAUUCAAGCACAAGAAAAUUUUCUUCAUGCAGGCGUUCAAGACACAAUUUGCAAGGUGAGAGAAGAAUACUGGAUACCAAGACUGAGACAGUGUGUCAAGAAGAUGAAAACGAAGUGUCACCUAUGUAACCGUCUGGAAGGACCUGCAUUGCGCAGGCCUCCUCCGCCACCUCUACCAGCUUGCAGAGUGAACAGUCUCCGGCCAUUUGAGGUGACCGGAGUAGAUUUGACUGGACAAAUUCUUAUCUGCAAUCCUGCCACUAAAGAACUGGACAAGGUUUACAUAGUCGUAUUCACUUGUACCUCAACACGAGCUUGUCACCUAGAAGUGGUAAAAGAAUUAACCAGCACUGCUUUUCUCAAUUCCUUCAGGCGAUUCACUGCACGAAGAUCUUGCCCUCGUCGAAUGAUUUCUGACAACGCCACUAACUUCAAAACUGGUUCUUCCUUGAUUCAGUCCUUGUAUGAUGACACUGACGUAAUACAUGCAUUCCAAGAACAGUGGGAGAAGGAAUACUUGCAGUCCCUGAGAGAUAGACACUAUUUCAACGGGGAUCCAACCCAACCGUUCCAAACCAAGAUUAAAGUAGGAGAUGUGGUGUUAGUACAUAAUGACACCCCUCAUUGCAUGUGGAAAUUGGCAAGGGUCAUUCAGCUGAUGCCCAGCUCUGAUGGACUGGUCCGAGUUGUGAAGCUACAGACCAGCAAUGGAGAGACAACUAGGUCAGUUGACAAACUUUACCCGCUGGAGGUCUCUAAGCCAGAGGAUAUGUAUACUGUAGAAGCUGCGAAGAAAAAUUUAGGAGACAGUCAAAAUUCUGAAGGCUAUCAAGCAGAAGAGAGACCGAAGAGAAGAGCCGCCACCAACUCGAGGCGAUUCUUACAGCAGUUGAUUAAUGAUGAAGCUGUUUAA